Messenger RNA from Hordeum vulgare subsp. vulgare (domesticated barley), 569 nucleotides. RefSeq lists its product as uncharacterized. The record is from RefSeq and is a predicted model, not a curated record. The transcript has 3 exons. Lineage: Eukaryota; Viridiplantae; Streptophyta; Magnoliopsida; Poales; Poaceae. Bases 93 to 281 code for a protein of 62 amino acids.
CACCUGUAAGUGCUGCCUCCUCUCUCUCAUUUACUCUUGUCGCUCGAGAGCUCUCCCCGGAACGGCGGCGAGAAGGGGCGGGCGGAGGAGAGAUGCCGCACCGCGCGCGGCCGAUGACGGGGCUGCUGGUGUUCAUGGGCGUCAACCUCGCCCUCCUCAGCACCAUCACCCCUGUGUACGACUUCGUCUGCUUCCACCCCUACUGGGACCGCAGGAGAGAACGCCGUCAAAGGGAACGUGAAGGGCUGCAAGGCAAUGGUUCUCUAGAAACAGCAAAAUAAACUCUACUAGGUAUCUGCUUACAUUAUUAGCUUAUCACAUCCUGGAUUGUUCAUUUACGUGGGAUGGAGAAAGAUUUAUGAAGUUGCGGCCAGGCUUUUCAGUGCCGGUAGGUCAUUAGGUCUUGUUUCGUGAUGCUCCUGCAGUGUGUCAAUUCUCUGUAAUUGACAAACCGAGUAACACCAGAUGCAGUGAAAUAAUUUCUUUAAACUACACUGUUAUGAAUCUUUUGUCAACUUCUUGUAUUCAUCUGGUGUAACAUAAGCAAAUGAAAUCAUCUAUUUUGUUCA